AUGAAAAGACAAACAGAGCUUCUGCCUCUCGCGACUGAGGUCUUGUCGUUGAGGGGUAGAUUUCUUGAGGCCUAUGAUGUUUUGAGUCGUAUGUUGAGUGAUGGGAUUUUACCGAAUGAGGUUACAUUCAACACGCUCAUUCACGGCUUAUGCUUGGGUGGGAAUAUGAGAGAUGCGUUCUCUCUUCUUGAUGAAAUGGAGGCAAAUGAAUGUUGCCCGAAUGUCACAACAUACGCAACCCUAAUCAACGGGUGUGCAAGAAUGGGGGAUUUGGUUGGUGCGUCCGAGGUGUGGAACAAGAUGGUAUCUCGUGGGUGUCGCCCCAAUGUUGUGGUGUACACGAGCAUGGUGGAUGCACUCUGCAGAAACUCCAUGUUCAACGAAGCUUAUGAUCUUCUUGAAACUAUGAAGAGAGACAAGUGCUCUCCCAACACGGUUACUUUCAACGUUUUGGUCAAAGGCUUAUGUGCUAGAGGCCGAGUUGAUUGGGCCAUGGAGUUGUUCGAUGAGAUGGAGACGCACGGCUGCAUACCUAAUGUGACCACAUACAACGAGCUCUUGGACGGUUUAUUCAAGGCCGGCAACGACAGGCGUGCUUUUGAGCUCGUUUCUGCAAUGGAGGAACGGGGCGUGAAGCUCAACACGGUCACCUACAACACCAUCGUUCACGGGCUGUGCACAUGUGGGAAGCUCGAGGAGGCAUGGAAACUAGUCGGGAGAAUGGUGGUCGAGGGACUCAGGCCUAAUGAAUUUACGUUGAAUAUGCUCAUCCACGGCUACUGCAAGCGAGGUAUGAUCGAGCCUGCAGCUCGGGUUUCGGAGAUGAUGAGGAAGGUAGGGUUGAAACCCGAUAUCGUCGGUUAUAGUAGCCUUAUUUGUGGGGUGUGAGUGUAUUGAUUUAGACGAAGCUAGUGUUUAUAUUGAUAGAAUGAUAAGUGAUGGGAUUAUGCCAAAUUUUUCACUUUGGAGUUUCUUGGUUAGAAGCUUGUUUAGUAGGACUGGAGUUAUUAGAGCAGCUCAACAUAUGAAUCGUGUGUUGGAUAGCAAUUUACAUUUUUGAAAUUCGUCUCUCUUUAAGCGUA
Salvia splendens (bonfire salvia) is the source of this 1082-nucleotide messenger RNA. Its product is annotated as pentatricopeptide repeat-containing protein At3g48810. Gene Ontology annotation, molecular function: protein binding. The transcript is spliced from 2 exons. NCBI's taxonomy places the organism in Eukaryota, Viridiplantae, Streptophyta, Magnoliopsida, Lamiales, Lamiaceae. The record is from RefSeq and is a predicted model, not a curated record. Bases 1 to 888 code for a protein of 295 amino acids.